AUAAAAUGAUUACUGUUGUUUUCUCACAGUAGCAACUUCGCAACUGCCACCACCUCUACCUGUCACUCAUGAUAAAUGUGUUUACAUGGCUGCGCUUCCUGCUUCAACAAAGGGCAGUGAUAUCUUAAUGGUGUAAAUUACCGUUAAUUUGAUUAAACUUGAUUUUGUUUCCUCUAAAAUAUAUGGACACGCCACAUCCAUAAUUAUUAAACAGUAAUAGCACACAGAGCAGUGGUAGUAUAGCAAAUGUAGGAUGAGUCUGAAUGCACUCAUCGCUACAUUUACAAGAAAUGAGGGCUAGGUCAGGGCCGUAAUGCUGUCCUCCGUGUAAUGGUAAUGGAGGGUAAAGGAGACCAGAUACAGUUGUAACAUGUUUUGCGUUGCCUUGUAUUUUGCCUUGAUGCAAAAAAAUUCAAGCACAUGUGUCUAACUUCCAUCUAAAUGCCGGGGACAAUUGUAGUAUGCCAGUUUGAAGAGGUAAAGUAAACCGUAUGGAAACAGCCACCACCCAACAUAGUGGUGGAGUUUUUCCUGUCAGCUGUGGUCUUUAUACAGCGUUUGUUUUCAAACGGCCAGUGAGAUUUUCGCCGCAGUUCUCACCCACCCAGUAGCCUACUCUACAUCUACCUCGAUACAACAGUUAUCUUUUCUUAAUCCAGUACGUGUCUAUCUGCCAGAAAUGUUUCGUACGUAAAACAGGGCUAGAAGUUUAUGAUUAAGCCUAUUGUACUUCUAUAAUACUUGACCACCUUCAUUUACAUGCCGAAUCUCGUGUAGCAAAAGUGGCUAGCUGUGUCACUUGCUAGUUGCAACCGAUUGUAUGCCUCUUACAAUUGUCCCCAGCCGACCUCUCCUAAUAUUUGAUAAUUUAAAUAUAACACACUGUAAUGUACUAGCAUAUUGGAAAUCACUGAUCACAGCCACCUGUUGCUGUCAAAACGCAUCAUAUAUGCAGCAAAAUUAUAACUUUUUACAGAGAUUGAGACACAAGAUGACAUUUUGAACGUAGCAUUCUGAUGCCAUCACACGUGUUGCCUGUGAGUUCCAUCGGAUCAAUUUAAACAUGAGCUGAGAAAUGAAGCAUGUUACAACUGACCCCUUUUUACAACUGUACCCAGUCUCCCUAGUUAUGUUCGUUUCGAUAGAGUUUGAUUUUAGCAUUUGCUUGCGAGUCUGCAUUUUGCUAAACAAAUUCCUCCUAUAUAAACUUAAGCUCCAUUUGGAAGUCAUUGCUGAAAAUGUGCUGACAACCAAACAUAACAAAGCGUUGUUUAAUAAAGGCAAAAAUAUCGAGGAAUGGACAGAUGCGAGCAGGCUUUUCAGGCACGUGUGUCCCACACACCGCUGUCAUCGGAGGGGCAUCUGCUAAAAAGAUUAUCAUAAUGCGCUAGACGUGAUUGCUUUUUGAUUCGACAAGACAAGACAAGACAAGAUCCCCACUGUCUAAGUUCCCGUGAGUUUGUGAACGUAGUAAUACCGACUGUGAGUGUAAUUUAACCAGUUGUUAACCGAAAUAGCACAGCAAAACAAAGUAAAUGCUCUUUCAAGAGGCUGAAUAAAAAUGGGUCACUGUUCAGAAUGGUGUUAGUUAAUCGCUUUCUCUACAGGUGCUGCAAAUAGUGAAAUCAGAACCAUGGAGAGCGCCAAUCAACAGUUAGGCUCGGGGCUGAUGAGCGGGGCGUUAACGCUAGCCCGAGAGCAACCGACUGUGAUUCACUAAACUGUUUAUAUGCCCUCUUUUCCCCCUCCGCGACCCGUUUUCAGAAUUGAAGACUGACUGGCGCCGUCUCCUCCAAAAGCUCGGCUCGGAGCCAAGAUCUGGCCAGUGAGGAGAUGCACCUCGUUAGUCGAAGGCUGUCCGCGGCCAUGCAGACAGCGACUGCCAGUCAAUGGCUACAUUUACUCAGAAGCUUGUGCUAUUUCUGCAUAAGAGGCUUACCUAAUCCCAGAUGCAACAUCCAGCCUUUCAGCAAAGUCCAAAUCUGGAUCCACUGUGAUAUGGAUCAGAAAUCACGCGCAUAAGAGGGGGCUGGGCUGUCAUACAGCCGCUUCGCUUCGCCAAGUUUCCUCCGUUUGCAGGGCGGCUACUCUUCAACUAGAGAGUGACGGACACAAAGAUUGGCGAGGUGCUGAACUAAAGCGGACACACUUCGAUUGAGUCGGCGCAAAGUUUGGCAAGAGGCUGCCCGAGGGGGCUGGUGCAUCUAAGCGCGGAUCGAAAGAGACUGCUCCGUCACCGCCGAACCGUUUACAUGCAGCUACAGCAGCGGCGGCGGCGCUCGCAGGGACUCAAUGGCGAAACUCAGGGUCUCCUAUGAGUACUCGGAGGCGGAGGAUAAAAGUAUUAGACUCGGGCUUUUUCUCAUCGUUUGCGGCAUCCUGUCGCUGUUCAUCCUGUGUUUCUGCUGGCUCAGCCCCACCCUGCAGAGCUUACAGAGCAAGCCGGCGAACUGUACGGUGAUCUCCGUGCGGCGGCUGGAUGAGUCCUUCGAGUGCGUUUUCACGUGUGGCACCGAUUGCAAAGGCACGUCGCAGUACCCGUGUCUGCAGAUCUUCGUGAAUAACUCGGAGUCCAGUUCCGUGGCUCUUCUGCACAUCGACGAGCAACAGCUGCUGCUGAACCCAAAGUGUUCUUACGUGCCCAAGUGUGAGAGGGACAACCAGAAGAUGAAGGACGACGUGUUGAAGAUGCAGAACUAUUGGAUAGAGGACGGAAGCAACCAGUCAUUCCCCUGCUUCUUCAACCCACAGAGGCGGCCGGACGACGUGCUGUGGCAGCGCACCCACGACGCCAGCGUGCUGCUGCACUGCGUGCUGUGGCCCAUGGUCAGCCUACUGGUGGGCACGCUCAUCGUGCUGCUCACCGUCUGCGCCCGCAGCCUGGCAGUACGCGCCGAGGCCAUCCAGAAGAGGAAGUUUUCCUAACAGUCGCUCCGGGGCAGGCUGGUUUGGACAUCCACCUGUUUUCACCCCAGGGGUGCAGCAACGAGGUGGCUGCAACGCUAAUAUAUAUAUUUUCCCGUCCGGUUCGUUAGCUAUGGAUGCAAAGCAUGCUGGGACCAAGACGUGGCAUUCCCGAUGGGGCAGACAUUUUGCCCCCUGAUUGGUUAGUGAGAAGUGCCGUCCUCACAUAGGUGGGUUGUCCUCGGCCACAGUAGCACGGUGGCUGGAACUGGUAACACGCCCUCUCCCACGUGUAGAGACACUCUCACACUCCUGCUCUAACUGUCUGUCUUUGGCUCGUGCCUGUCAUUUGUUUUGUAAAAUUGUGUUGAUUCAGCUGGUGUUGAAGCUUAGGGCUACUCUACAAAGAAAGGUAGUUUGUGCUGCGUGUCUGUGUCUGUGUGUGUGUGUGUGUGUGUGUGUGUGUGUGUGUGUGUGUGUGUGUGUG
Molecule: messenger RNA, 3391 nt
Organism: Clupea harengus (Atlantic herring)
Lineage: Eukaryota; Metazoa; Chordata; Actinopteri; Clupeiformes; Clupeidae
Product: calcium-activated potassium channel subunit beta-4
Biological process (GO): detection of calcium ion; potassium ion transport
Cellular component (GO): membrane; voltage-gated potassium channel complex
Molecular function (GO): potassium channel regulator activity; calcium-activated potassium channel activity
Source: RefSeq, a predicted model, not a curated record